GACAGACACAGAACAAUUCAGUAUAGAAUACUUUACAACUUUACCACAGUUUAGCUAAAACUUCUACUGUGACUUUACUAUUAGUGUAAUUUUAUUUUUGUUUUUAUACAUCUCAAUUUUUUUAUUGUGGUCACAGAAUAUUGUGACUAAAGAGCCAAAUUAACAAGAAGUCUUGUUUUAAUUUAUAUUUUUUUCAAGUGGAAAUGUCUACCAAGAAUAAUUCUGUUGAUGCUCGUCUAGAAUUGGCGGAAUUAGUGAAGAGAAAAGCUGAAAUAGGGGAGACGCUUGCCAAAUUGGAACAACAAAUAUAUGCGUUCGAGGGCACAUACUUAGAAGACACUCAACUGUAUGGCAAUAUUAUCAGAGGAUGGGACAGAUACUUAUCCAGUAACAAAACUACCAACUCUAAAGCAGAUAAACGUAACAGAAAAUUCAAGGAAGCUGAGAGACUAUUUUCGAAAUCAUCGAUUACAUCAAUGGCAGCAGUAAGUGGGAUUGUGGAUCAAAAUCCUGAUAAAAUGGACAGGCAGAGUGAAACAGAAUCACUGACAAAUGAAGAUUCCAGCGAUACCAAUAUAGCUGUGGUAACGAACCAUAUAGAUUCAGGCAUCAAAACUGCUGGAAAGCAAUCUACCAAUUCUAACUCAAUUUCAACAAAUGGUACUCAGAAUGGUUUGGAUAGAGCAAGUCCUGGUCCCGAUGCCUCCGUCAGACAGAAGAAUUUUCCUCCUAGUGCCAAGAAGAACAACAAUAAAAAAGCGAGGCAUAGAUAACAACUCUAAUAUUUGUAAAAUCUAGAUGCAAGUAGUGAAGAUGAAUUUAUUUUAAAGUUUUUAUGUGACUGACAGGUUUUUCAAAAAUCUACAGAUGUUUAUUCAAUAGGCCUACUAUUUUAAUACAAAAAUCAUAAUAAAAAAUGACAUUCCUAGAAGUUGAUCAAAUCUUAGAUGUUUGCAAGUAAAGUCAAGUAGUGUUUAAAAAGUUUUCUUUUUAUUGAAACCUUAUAUUAAUUUUUUACUGUUUUCUUGAGUAUAUAACCUUCCACAAUCUGAAAAAUGAACAAAGCCAAAUCAAUAAAUCAGCAGAUAGAAAAGUAUUGAGUCCUCUACAAAAAAUUGUCUUUCAAAGAAUACUGAUAAUAAUGUUAUCAUCUUCCAUACAGUUUAAAUAAGUGACUGACUAAAUGAAUAUAUUAGUUUUGUAUGCAUAUCAUGAGAAAUAUUUUCUCCUAAGCAUUUUACUACCACUUGCACUGUCCACCAUUUUGGAUAAACAUUCUCAACUCUAUUAGAAUGUACAACCUUCUUCCUGAUUAAUUUAAGGCAUUCAAUAUCAAUAAAUCCCAAUAUAAAUUGAAAAAACAUUUACUACACAUAUAAUAAGAAUAAGUUGACUGUAAAUCAGGUUUAUAAUUGUUCAGUAAUGUAUUAUUUUCGGGUUAUCAAUCUCUACUACUUAUUCUCUAACCCUCUUUCAUUCUUUUCUUUUUUAUUAAGUUAGCUUUUCAGUCAGUUAUUGUAUAAAUUCAGACAGAUCAGACAUGUAUCAAUCUAUUCCUCUCUUCAAUUUUUUUAAGUAUUAUGCCCCUUGUUGGUUGAGUAUAAUAUCUCUGAGCUGGACUUCACCAGCAGUUUCAUAAUUUAUUUUUAUGUUUAAAUUGUAUUUGAGCCAAUAAACACG
Molecule: messenger RNA, 1680 nt
Organism: Leptinotarsa decemlineata (Colorado potato beetle)
Lineage: Eukaryota; Metazoa; Arthropoda; Insecta; Coleoptera; Chrysomelidae
Gene: Eaf6
Product: chromatin modification-related protein EAF6/MEAF6
Cellular component (GO): histone acetyltransferase complex
Source: RefSeq, a predicted model, not a curated record